This is a messenger RNA of Kwoniella shivajii, 1434 nucleotides long. RefSeq lists its product as uncharacterized. Lineage: Eukaryota; Fungi; Basidiomycota; Tremellomycetes; Tremellales; Cryptococcaceae. The record is from RefSeq and is a predicted model, not a curated record. Gene Ontology annotation, biological process: tRNA wobble uridine modification. Gene Ontology annotation, cellular component: elongator holoenzyme complex; transcription elongation factor complex; cytoplasm. The transcript has 4 exons. The coding region runs from base 1 to 1434 and encodes 477 amino acids.
AUGUCGUUCACUCGUCGAGUACCGUCCACCACCCUUCCUCCCCCUGCAGGUACACAUCCCUCCCCAUCCCUUUCAUCCCUUCAUCUCCUUCCAACCGGUUUACCAUCCCUCGACGACCUGAUUGGCGGUGGAUUACCACUUGGAUCUAUCCUUCUUGUCCUCGCUCCAGAUCGUCAAUCGUCUUGGUCUCGUCUCAUCGAACGUUAUUGGAUUGCGCAAGGAUUGAUAUCUGGACAAGCUAGUAUAUUGGUUGGAGAGGAAGAAGUAGGUAAAGAAGUCGUAGGAGGUUGUAUGUGGACUGAAAAAGGUUGGCAAGGUGAAGAAAGUCAAUCUGAGAAUGAAGGUGAACCAGAUGGCGAAGGAAAGAGAAUCGCUUGGAGAUAUGAGAAAAUGGCAAAAUUCAGGACUACUGUUGGUGGUAACGGAUCAAACCUUUCCCUCAUGAACCCAAUUCCUUCAGACGUACUAUCGUCAAUACACAAAACAGGUCAACAAUCAUAUAUACCACUUGUACCAUCUUCCGAAAGCAGUUCAACUCCAAGGAGUAGAACCGAUAACGCUCUUCAAGGUAUAUACGAAAAAGUCCAAAAGUCUGACUCGAAACGAGCUGUAAGGAUUACGAUACAUGAGCUUGGCGGAUUAGACUGGGGUGAUAACGUCGGAGAGGAGCAAAUUCACAAAUUCAUACAUUCACUUAAAUCUAUCAUCCGAACCAAACCGAUUUCAGCUUUGAUUACGAUACCACCAAACUUGAUUGCUGGACCAUCAAAAGAAAGCUUUGUGAGAAGAUUGAGUCGGUCAGUGGAUGCCAGUGUCGAACUGAAAGGUUUCGCUGACGAUCCAACCCUCCCACCCCUCUUCCCCACAACUCAUGGCCUCCUCACUCUGCACUCAUACCCAAUUUCACAUACCUUACUCCCAUCGACUCUUAAACAUUCAACCCUACUUGGUGUUUCUCAAGGGUCAGACGGAGGUGGUGGAGCUGGUGAAAAUAACCUGGGAUUCAGGUUGAAGAGAAAGAAGUUUGUCAUUGAGACGGUGCAUUUGGGUGUCGAAGGUGGAGUCGGAGAAAGAGCAACAGGACCAGUCGAUGUUGUGUCUGCUCUGUCGGGUACUAAACAGUCCACAGGAGGACCUGUUGAGGGAGUGGAAAACGGUCAUGCUUCCGUCGAAGGCGAGAGGGUAUCACCGCAAACACAACCAGAAGAAGUGAUAUCAGGAGUCGAAAAACCAAGAGGUCCUCAAGGUGAAAAGAAACCUUCAAAACCAAGGGCAAGAGUCAGGUUCGGAGGUGAAGAAGAGAUGUCAGUGACUGUAGCCAAAGGAAAGGAAGAUCAUCACGAACAUGUACAUGAUCAUCCACACGAUCAUGGUGAGAAGAAAAUACCAAGGGUACAGGUACGACAUGAUAGACCUGAUCUGUAUGACUUCUGA